GUCUACACCAUAUCUCGCGGGCGGCCUUUUUAUGAGCAGCUAGUUGGGUCUUGCUCUCCCUGAUCCAGUUUCAGAGUGAACACGUACGUCCUCCUCCUCCUCUUGGGACACUGGCUGGCUCUGCUCCUCCAAGAUUGAUCCUGAACCAAACCAAGAUAAGAAAUGGCUCUAGCUGGUCAGGCCGCCAUGGUUGCGCAGUUUGCAGGAGUGGACGCCUACGGGCUCAUCAAGAUGAUCGCCGACGCGGCGCAGACGGUCCGGAGGAACAGAGCCACCUGCCUGCAGCUCGCGCGCCGCGCCAGGAUGAUCGGGGACCUGAUGCACCAGCUCCACGCCGCGCACCUCAUGCAGCAACCGGAGACGAGGAACCCCAUGGAGCAGCUGGAGGAGACGCUCCGGCGCGCGCUGUCGCUCGUCAGGUCCUGCCAGCGCCGCGGGUACCUCUACCGGUGCCUCAUGGGGGCGCGGCACGCCGACGAGCUCCGCGAGGUGCAGGGUGAGAUCACCUUCUACCUCCAGCUUUUCCCUCUCCUCAGCUACGUCGACACCACCCUCACCUGGGUCAGGCUCCUCAACAAACCUGCUCCUGCUCCUCAACCUACUUCAUGCAAAGAGGCACAGGCACAGGCACCUGUGGUAAGACCAUAUUUUGUGCCGGAUGAAUGGUGCUUGCUAGUUAUUCAUUCAGGAAGUACACCUUGGCACUGUAUUUAUUACGCGUGGUUUACAUCCUUCUCUUCUUGUAAUAAUUCAUUUUGGCAAAAUUUAUUUUGGCAUCUAUCUGCAGGAGUUAAAAUUGUUAUGCGACUGACCGAUUAUUUCUUUUCUGAUCACUUCAUUGGAAGGAUUAGCAAUUAUCUAGCUAGCACAAUGUUUCUGACAACUGCUAGUUAGCACUUGUGCUUCUCAAUCUCAUGUGUCGCGUUAGCGCUGUUGUCUCUUGGAAAAUCUGGCUGGCAUAGACUGAAAUUCAAGUUCACCCUAUCCAAACCGCAAUUGUAAGUCGAUCGGUCUUUCGUUCGUGUGCAAAAUAGGUAUGUUGGUAUUUUCUCUUCCUUGCAGAAGAUCAGAUCAUAGUUGAGAACUGACCAUGAGAAUCUUGUGUAUUAUUGUUUGUUUGCCACUCGAGUUAUUGGUUGUUCACCUUGCAUCCGAAAGCUCACAUUUUGAUCCAUCAGGAUCACAAAGUUGCAGUUUCGGAGGCGCAGUCGCAGUCGCACUCGCAGGUGCCGUUGAAUCAUCAGCGUAAAGAAGCUUCCAUGCAUGCCCCCUUCACAUGGUGCAACCCUCCAGGUUCAAAGGGUAGCCCGUGUAUUGCAUCACACAUGACUUUGCUUGAAGGCCCUCUCUCAUCUACAUAAACAAAGGUAGCUUUGUAUACCCAAUUACUCCUAUUUAGGAAGAAAUAACCAUCUAGCGAAAAAUUAAUGGCAAUAAAUAGUUUAUAAUUUUUCAUCUGAUCUUCACUUGUAAUUUUUCACCAGCUUCAACCUCAGCUUUCUGAAGAAUAGGAGGUGACCACGGAAGCAGCAACGAGUCUCAAGCCCAGUGGACUGUACAAAUGAUCCAGGCUUCAGAGCAGAUAGAAAAUUAGAUGAGCGAAUCAUAGGACCUUGGUUCCAGCAAAACUUUCCUCGUUAUUGAAGAACUUCUGAUCCCAAAGAAACCCGUUUUGCAAUGCUCGCGGCUAGAGCUACAGAUUUACAUAAACUGCGGAGAUAAUACUGGUUCUCACAGAUAGUUCUCCGUUGCCUUGUGGCCAUUGGCCGUGAGUUUCUCGAACAAAUACGCAUAUGCCCUACUUUAUAUCAAUAAAGUCGCACGGCAAAAUGAUAAAAGUUAUUGAGGAAA
Molecule: messenger RNA, 1851 nt
Organism: Hordeum vulgare subsp. vulgare (domesticated barley)
Lineage: Eukaryota; Viridiplantae; Streptophyta; Magnoliopsida; Poales; Poaceae
Product: cell number regulator 13-like
Exons: 2
Coding region: 163-894 (243 amino acids)
Biological process (GO): cell surface receptor signaling pathway
Source: RefSeq, a predicted model, not a curated record